Molecule: messenger RNA, 1777 nt
Organism: Conger conger (European conger)
Lineage: Eukaryota; Metazoa; Chordata; Actinopteri; Anguilliformes; Congridae
Product: KIAA1143 ortholog
Exons: 3
Coding region: 118-582 (154 amino acids)
Source: RefSeq, a predicted model, not a curated record
UUAUUGGCGCACAAGGAUGACGUUUCACUUUUAGCCAAAGCUGAUUAAGAUUACAUUUCGUAAAUUCAAAUUUCACUGAUGGUUUCAGUAUUUUUAUGACUAGACAAAAGCCAUACAAUGAGCAAAAAGAGCAAUAUUUCAUGGAUAAAGCCAGCAGAACCUUCCUUUCUACGUAAAUUUAAGAAUGAUGUUGGAUUCAUAGAAGGGCCGACAGUCGAUACCAAGAGAGAAGAAUUGCCAAAGUUCGACGGCGAUAGCGACGACAGUGACCGUGAGGAUGAGAAGCCGCAAGUGGUUGUUCUGAAGAAGGGCCACUUAACUGCCGAGGAGGUCCAAAAGAUAAAAGAUGAAAAUAAAGAUUCGAAAUCAGAAGAGAAGCCACCUGCAGAUGGCAAAAUAAUUUUCAAGAAGCCUGAAAAGCGCUCAUCAGAGAAGUUCCAGGGCAUCACGGCCAGCUCCAGCAAGAAAAGGAAGCAGCAGGAGGAGAAGGAGAGUCACAAGGAGAAAGAGGAGAAUGAAGGGAAGAAGGUGAAAAACAGCAGUCUUCUGUCCUUUGGUGAUGAUGAGGAAGAUGAGGACUAACCUCAGAGGGGUACCAGGGAAGGGAGGUAUUGGUGACAGGUCACUGCACUGAUGCUGUUGAGCACUUCACUGGGAGGGAAGGCUGGGGUUUUGGGAGUUGGGGUGCACGUUAUUGAAGGGGGAAAAAACGGCUCAAUGUUGAAAGUGAUGUGGAAGGUUUCCACAUUUUACUCGUAAAGAGGCUAAAUGAAUUGGUCUGUUUUCUGCCUAAACUGUUCAUUAGAAAAAGUGACUUUUAAAAACUGAGGCAAGGAAUCCAGGAAUCCCUCUCAGUGAAGUCUUUAAACCUGUACACCUCUCUGCCCUUUGCGGUCAGCUUUGGCCCGCUUCUCUGCCUGGUGAUGAGCCAGGCCAUAGAGGAUCACCACGGUAAAUGCAAUAGCACAAAGACAAAAAACCUUUUCUUUAAAUUGAUUGGUAUCAUUAGCCCAGAAAGGCCAAUGGGUUUGGAAAUAAUGAUUUGUGCAGAAAGUUGACUUGAAACUUGAAACGUUCUUAUGGAGGACGUUUUCCUACUCAUUUUAUUUCCUUUCCUGUUUAUACAUUUAAUUAUCAAACAUCAGUAUUAUACAAGGAACACUGGAUAAUUUGGACUUAACACAUUCUGUUUACAGAUGUUAUUAAUUAGUGCUGGUACUGCACAUUAUUCAAAAUAAUAAUUAAUGUGACCAACUGUGCAUGUUUCAUAUGCCAAACAAUUUUUGUAAGAAUUAUUCGGUUGGAACUUGAAGAAGGACAGUAACCCAAGCAGGCCCAUUUUUAGUUUUCCAUUUUCAACCCAGUUAGGUCAGGUGCUCUUUAAGGUAUACAAAACCUUAAUUAAUGGAAUGGUAAUAAAGUGAAUUAAACUACACAGAUCAGCGUUCAUGCUGUUGGAUGAUCACUCCAUUGUCAAUCACAAAAUGAAGCAUGCAUAUACUGUACCCCAUGCCUUUUAUGAUUGUUUAUGAUUGCAUUUUACUUUUCUAUGCCCUGCUCAUUGUAUGUACAUACAUGAUAGCUUCUACAAAGGAGCCAGUGCUGAAAUGUUUAUGUGUUUUAAACUAUGCCCUCCGCCUUUAUAGUUUUUAAUCCAAAGGAUGUGGGCAAUAUUGUGUGUGUACUAUGUUGUGUAAUGACUAGUGUGCCAUUGUAAUGAAUAAACUACAAUUUGAUUUUUCCUUUAAAAAAAAUAAAUAAAAAGAUUCAUUUUGAA